GACCCAGAUCGAGAUGAUUUGAGAAAUUUAUCGGGGUUUUACACGAAGCCUUGAAAAAGGGGGAAUUUGGAAAAAUAUAUCAUUACGCUGCAAUGAAUCCUCAUCAGGAGCAAUUCCAUGGAAACAUAACCGGGUCCGCCAAUAGCAACGUCGGAUCUGUGGGGGGCGUGGCAUCCACGAGAUCCCAAGUGCCGAUUGGCUGGAUAUGGCGUGAGAUCGCUCCGUAGACGCGCCUCCUCUUUAGCGGCCAAUCAGCAUCUGGAGAUCUUAUGACGGCCAUUGUGAGGCAUAAGAAGAGCCGCCGUCGCUCUCAGCUUCCUCAUUCUUUUGUGAGGUGGCGAGCGAGCGUGAUAUUCGCAGAAAAGCUCCUUCGUCCUUAUAAGGCCCGUCUCUGCUAAGUGUAGAGCUUUAAAAGGACUGUUUGAUAGUGGAUGAAAGUGAUUUUGCCGUGCGGUUCUUCAAAGACUUUUCGCCGUUUGCGUAGAGAAUGCAGACGUUUCGAAUGCCGCCGGAGACGCUGGGAAACCUGGAGGAUAAACUUCAUCUGUUCGGUGGAAGUCCUGUGAAUCCCUCGAGUCUCUCCUGCCCUCUUCCCUCGCACCCGCCGUCUGCAGUUCCUGCUCGGAGCAGCACGCCGCCCUCGCCCACGACCGCAUCGUCGGCAGAGGAAAGCAGAAAUAUGAAACACAGCCCUACGAACAUACAGCACGCGCAGUCGGCCACAGAAAAGAUCUCCAGCACUACAGUAACGUCCGCAGACGAGUUCGACAUCCAUCCCAACGCAGAGCAGCAACUUCCGUCCUGCGAUUCGAAGAGAAUGAGUGACGAUGGAUCGCGGGGCGGCGGCGGGGGGCCCUCGGCGGCCGAAAUCCGAAGGUACCGGACGGCCUUCACCAGAGAACAGAUAGGGUGCCUGGAGAAGGAGUUCCUGAGGGAGAACUACGUCAGCAGACCCAGGAGAUGCGAACUGGCGCAGGAACUGGGACUCCCAGAGGCAACCAUUAAGGUCUGGUUCCAGAAUCGAAGAAUGAAAGACAAACGGCAACGCCUUGCCCUGGCCUGGCCCUACGCAGACCCUACACUCACAGCAUAUUUACUUCACGCCGCCGCCGCGUCAGGAGUAUUUCCGCCCUACCUCCCGCCCACCAUUGGCCCGGGGGCGUCGUGGGCGGCCACCGCAGCAGCAGCUGCCGUCGCCAACGGAAGCGUCCCGCCCUUGGCUUAUUCAUCUCCGGGUCAUCCGGCAUCACUGUCCCGCUUCUCUCCCUACCUGAGACCGCAGCCGCCCGUCCUCUCCUCGCCCUAUUCGCGCCAGACAGAUGUCCCCCCUGGGGUCUUGGCACCAACGUCAGUGCCGCCAGUCGUCCCGCGGCCGGUCAUGAUGGGCCACAUGCCCUCCUGCCCCGUCAAGGAGUCUCCGAAGAUUGGCGUCAACGGCUGUCUCUGCGGUCUCUUCUACCCUGGCCUCAACAGCGGGUCUCCAUUAGCGCCGGCCGCUAAGAUCGCGUUGUCAUCGUCGUCGUCGUCUUCCUCCUCUUCCUCUUCGCCUCUCACUUCGCUCUCCGUCUCCUCCUCCAGGAGUGAAGCAGAGGGUGGGUCGGCGGAGGCGCUUCCGCUGGGCCCCGUCGCUGGAAGGACGAGUCCGAAACUACACAAACCGCACAGGUCCCUCUUUCAGCCGUACAGGGACGAUCUCGUGUCGUCGUAGGCAGCUUCUUGUUUGUCCUGUUUUUGUUUUGUAUUUUUAUCUGUACAUAGCAUAUUUUAUCUUGUUUUACUCAAUAAAUUUUGUAUGUACAAUA
Macrobrachium nipponense is the source of this 1802-nucleotide messenger RNA. RefSeq names its product segmentation protein even-skipped-like. Gene Ontology annotation, cellular component: nucleus. The transcript is spliced from 3 exons. Bases 488 to 1708 code for a protein of 406 amino acids. Gene Ontology annotation, biological process: regulation of transcription by RNA polymerase II. Gene Ontology annotation, molecular function: DNA-binding transcription factor activity, RNA polymerase II-specific; RNA polymerase II cis-regulatory region sequence-specific DNA binding. Lineage: Eukaryota; Metazoa; Arthropoda; Malacostraca; Decapoda; Palaemonidae. The record is from RefSeq and is a predicted model, not a curated record.